Molecule: messenger RNA, 321 nt
Organism: Entrophospora sp. SA101
Lineage: Eukaryota; Fungi; Glomeromycota; Glomeromycetes; Entrophosporales; Entrophosporaceae
Source: the annotation of a GenBank genome assembly
AUGAUUACGACGAAAAAACUGGAACUUGAACUAUUAACCAUGAAUGUAAGGUUAAAUGUCAAACCUGUGAGGAAACUAAACCUUUUGAAGAAAUGUCAAUUGGAAUUCUAUUUAGUUUUGGUGAAAGAAGAUGAAAAACAAACCUACGAAGCAUAUGCUAACCCUCAUGUUGCCGAAGAAAAAAGGAUUUAUCAAAGAUACUUAAAAUUGAAAAAUAAGUUUAGCGAUGGAAAACAAAAAUUACGGGAAAAAAAGCAAAGAUUAGCAGAAUUAGAAGGGGAUAAGCAACAAGAGAAAGACACAAAAAAGCCUACUAACUGA